Messenger RNA from Solanum verrucosum, 810 nucleotides. RefSeq lists its product as uncharacterized. The transcript has a single exon. Bases 34 to 624 code for a protein of 196 amino acids. The record is from RefSeq and is a predicted model, not a curated record. NCBI's taxonomy places the organism in Eukaryota, Viridiplantae, Streptophyta, Magnoliopsida, Solanales, Solanaceae.
CUCCUCCAGCUUUAAUUAAUUCAAGGGUAUAUUAUGGGUGCUUGCUUGUCUUCCUCCUCCACUAUCGUCGAUCAAAAGCAGCUGACCAGCUACGUCAUCUCAAUUAGUGGAGAGCUCCGUCAAUAUAGCGUUCCCAUCAACGUCUCUCAAGUUCUUCAAUCUGACAUCUCUUCUGAUCAUGCUUCCAGCUUCCUAUGCAGUUCCGACCGUCUUUACUUCGACGAUUUCAUACCUUCACUCGAUUCCCAAUAUCAGCUUCUUCCCGGUCAGAUCUACUUCAUGCUUCCUGCCUCCAAGCUUAAGUAUCGACUCAGUGCUUCUGACAUGGCAGCUCUUGCCGUAAAGGCUAGCGCUGCUCUUGAGGACCUCAACAAAAACAAAAACAAAAACAAAAGCCGCAAGUCUAGGAAGAUCAUGAGUAAAAAGCGGAUUUCACCCAUGCUUCUUCAAGUAGAAGAAGAUGAUUAUACUCAAACCAAUAAUAAGUCCACUGUCGGACUUGGGAUUUCCAUGAGAUCCGCAUCUGUCAGAAAAUUGCAGCGAUUAUCUUCACGCCGGGCAAAGAUGGCUGUGCGAUCCUUCCGUAAACUUAUCACCAUUCAAGAAGGAUUCGUUCUUUUUUAAUUAAUGAGCAACUUCAUUUUAUAUAUUCUUUUUUUUUUUUUGCCAGAUAUGAGUAACAUGCUAUUCUCUCGCUCUACACGUAUAUAGUAAAUACAAAACAAAAAAAUAUAUAUAUGUGGGAGUUGCAGAGCAUAAGAUCAAAUUUCGUUUGUAUGUAAAUUGUACUUAAUUAGCUUGUACAACAAC